AUGACACCUGAGAAGAUGCUGAGCUCCCUGGACGAUCAGCUGAUCGUCACCACGGGAUUUGGCUGGUGGCCAGCAACAGGUGUGUGGACUGCAGACUCUGAUGGCCUGUGGGGACUCUGCGAGGAGGCCAGGGUUAAAGAUCAGACCGUUGGUGACCAUGUGUGGCUGAACCCCCCCUGUGCCAACAAGACUGGCGUGGCCAUCGGGGGCAUCAUCAAAGAAACAAAGCCCAGCAAGAUCUUGGUUGAAGAUGACGAGGGCAAGGAACACUGGAUCCAAGCAGAGGGCCUUGGCACCCUCAGCCCCAUGCACCCCAACUCGGCCCAGGGUGUGGAGGACAUGAUCCGCCUGGGGGACCUGAACGAGGCAGGCAUUGUGCACAACCUCCUGAUCCGCUACCAGCAGCACAAGAUCUACACGUACACAGGCUCCAUCCUGGUGGCCGUGAACCCGUUCCAGGUGCUGCCCCUCUACACCCUGGAGCAGGUACAGCUGUACUACAACCGCCACGUGGGCGAGCUGCCGCCGCACGUCUUCGCCAUCGCCAACAACUGCUACUUCAACAUGAAGAGGAACAAGAGGGACCAGUGCUGCAUCAUCAGCGGCGAGUCUGGGGCGGGGAAGACGGAGACCACGAAGCUCAUCCUGCAGUUCCUGGCCACCGUCAGUGGCCAACAUUCAUGGAUUGAGCAGCAGGUCCUGGAGGCCAACCCUAUUCUGGAAGCCUUUGGAAAUGCCAAGACAAUCCGAAAUGACAACUCAAGCCGCUUCGGGAAGUACAUCGACAUCUACUUCAACCCCAGUGGGGUGAUCGAGGGUGCGCGCAUCGAGCAGUUUCUUCUGGAGAAGUCCCGGGUCUGCCGGCAGGCCCCAGAGGAACGGAACUACCACAUCUUCUACUGCAUGCUCCUCGGCAUGAGCACCGACGAGAAGCAGCUGCUGGGCCUGGGGACGCCCUCUGAGUACCACUACCUGACCAUGGGGAACUGCACCUCCUGCGAGGGGCUCAACGAUGCCAAGGACUACGCCCAUGUCCGCUCGGCCAUGAAGAUCCUCAUGUUCUCUGACUCCGAGAACUGGGACCUCAGCAAGCUGCUGGCAGCCAUUCUCCACCUGGGCAAUGUGGAGUUUAUGGCCGCGGUCUUUGAGAAUCUGGAUUCCUCGGACGUGAUGGAGACGCCUGCCUUUCCCACUGUGAUGAAGUUACUGGAGGUGAAGCACCAGGCACUCCGGGACUGUCUAAUCAAGCACUCCAUCAUCGUCCGCGGGGAGUUUGUCACCAGGCCCCUGAACAUCGCCCAGGCCGCAGACCGGAGGGACGCCUUUGCCAAGGGCAUCUAUGGGCACCUGUUCCUGUGGAUUGUCAAGAAGAUCAACACUGUGAUUUUCACUCCACCUGCCCAGGACCCCAAAAAUGUGCGAAGAGCCAUUGGCCUCCUGGACAUAUUUGGCUUUGAAAAUUUCCAGAACAAUAGCUUCGAGCAGCUGUGCAUCAACUUCGCCAACGAGCACCUGCAGCAGUUCUUCGUGCAGCACGUGUUCAGCCUAGAACAGGAGGAGUACCGCUCAGAGAACAUUGCCUGGGAUUACAUCCACUACACCGACAAUCGGCCCACUCUCGAUCUGCUGGCCCUCAAGCCCAUGAGCAUCAUCUCCCUCCUGGACGAAGAGAGCCACUUCCCACAGGGCACAGAUACCACGAUGCUGCAAAAACUGAACAGUGUCCACGCCAACAACAAGGCCUUCUUGCAACCCAGGAACAUCCAUGAUGCCAGAUUUGGCAUUGCCCACUUUGCUGGCGAGGUGUACUACCAGGCAGAAGGCUUCCUGGAGAAGAAUCGAGAUGCGCUGAGCACAGAUAUCCUCGCCCUGGUCUACUCCUCCGAAAACAAGUUCCUGAGGCAGAUCUUCAAGCUGGAGUCGGCAGAGACCAAGCUGGGCCACGGGACCAUCAUCAAGGCAAAGGCCGGGAGCCUGCUCUUCAAGUCUGCGGACUCCAACAAGCGGCCCUCCACCUUGGCAGGCCAGUUCAAGCGGUCCCUCGACCAGCUGAUGAAAAUCCUGACCGAUUGCCAGCCCUACUUCAUCCGCUGCAUCAAACCCAAUGAGUACAAGAAGCCACUGCUCUUCGACCGGGAGCUGUGCCUCAGGCAGCUGCGGUACUCGGGCAUGAUGGAGACCGUGCACAUCCGCAAGUCGGGCUUCCCCAUCCGCUACACGUUCGAGGAGUUCUCGCAGCGCUUCCGCGUCCUGCUGCCCAGCGCCGUGCGCCUGCAGCUGCGGGACAAGUUUCACCAGAUGGCUUUGCACAUCGCCGAAAUGUGGCUGGGGACAGACAAAGACUGGAAAGUGGGAAAGACCAAAAUUUUCCUGAAGGAAAACCAGGACACUCUGCUGGAGGUACAGAGGAGUCAGGCCCUGGACAAAGCAACGGUCAGCAUCCAGAGAGUCCUGCGGGGCUACAAAUACAGGAAGGAGUUCCUGAGGCAGAGGCGGGCAGCCAUCACCCUCCAGGCCCAGUGGAGAGGCUACUACAACAGGCGGAACUUCAAGCUGAUCCUCCUGGGUUUUGAGCGCCUGCAGGCCAUUGCCCGGAGCCACCUGUUGGCAAAGCAGUACCAGGCCACACGGCAGAGGACGGUUCGGCUGCAGGCCCUCUGCAGGGGCUAUCUGGUGCGCCAGCAAGUCCAGGCCAAGAGGAGGGCAGUGGUGGUCAUCCAGGCACAUGCCAGGGGCAUGGCUGCCCGGCGGAACUUCCAGCGGCAGAAAGCCGAUGGCCCUCUGGUCAUCCCAGCUGAAGAACAGAAGAAAGAAAGCGCUCCGCCUGUGAGGAAGCGGAAGUCAAUCUAUGACACCGUCACUGACACAGAGAUGGUAGAGCAAGUGUUCGGCUUCCUCCCUUCCAUGAUCGGGGACCAGGAGGGCCAGGCCUCACCACGCUUCGAGGAUCUGGAAACCAGGACCCAGAAGCUACCUGAGGUUGAUCUGGACACAGUCCCUAUGGUGGAAGAGCCUGAGGAGGACGUGGACGGCCUGGCCGAGUACACCUUCCCCAAGUUCGCUGUGACCUACUUCCAGAAAUCAGCUAGCCACACACACAUCCGGCGGCCCCUCCGAUACCCACUGCUGUACCACGAGGACAGCGCUGACUGCUCGGCCGCCCUGGCCAUGUGGAGCAUCAUCCUGAGGUUCAUGGGUGACCUUCCGGAGCCAGUGCUCUUUGCCAGGAGCAGCCUGCGUGGUGGCAGCUCAAUGAUGCAGCAGAUCCACGACACGCUGGGCAGAGGAAGCAGCACCCAGUCUCCACAGCACAGUGGGUCUGCACAGAGGCCCAGCCUCAGGGACAAAGGGACCAAGGACAUCUCCUCCAUGAAGCUGAAGCGGUCCUCCCGCAUCACGGGCCAGGUGGCCAGCCAGCUGAAUAUCGGGGAGGAAGCGUUUGAGCCUGACGGCCCCAUCUCAGACCGACCCAUGUCAAACCUGGAGAAGGUGCACUUCAUUGUGGGCUAUGCCAUCCUGCGGCCCAGCCUCAGGGAUGAGAUUUACUGCCAGAUCUGCAAGCAGCUGUCGGAGAACUUCAAAACAAGCAGCCUGGCCCGGGGCUGGAUCCUGCUCAACCUCUGCCUGGGCUGCUUCCCACCCUCCGAGAGGUUCCUGAAGUAUCUGCUGAACUUCAUUGGUCAAGGGCCGGCCAGCUACGGGCCCUUCUGCAUUGAGCGCCUGAGACGCACCUGUGCCAAUGGGGUGCGCACAGAGCCCCCUACCUGGCUGGAGCUGCAGGCUGUCAAGUCCAAGAAACACAUCCCCAUCCAUGUCAUCUUGGUGACUGGAGAGAGCCUGACUGUCACGGUCGACUCAGCCUCAACGUCGCGGGAAGUCUGCCUGCACAUCGCCCGCAAGCAGGGCCUGAGUGACCACCUGGGCUUUUCCCUCCAGGUCGCCGUGUAUGACAAGUUCUGGUCCCUGGGCAGCGGGCGUGACCAUGUGAUGGACGCCAUCGCCCAGUGUGAGCAGCUGGCCCGGGAAAGGGGCGAGAAGGAGCGGCAGUCGCCCUGGCGCAUCUACUUCCGGAAGGAGUUCUUCACACCCUGGCAUGACUCCCAGGAGGAUCCCGUCAGUACCGAGCUCAUCUACCGCCAAAUCCUCCGUGGAGUCUGGUCCGGCGAGUACAGCUUUGAGAAGGAGGAAGAGCUGGUAGAGCUGCUGGCCCGGCACUGCUAUGUGCAGCUAGGCGCCGUGGCGAGGAGCGAGGCCAUCCAGGAGCUGCUGCCCAGCUGUGUCCCCUCCAAGCUGUACAGGACCAAGGCCCCGGAGAAGUGGGCUAGCCUCGUCACUGCCGCCCAUGCCAAGGCGCCGUACACCCAGAAGCAGGUGACGCCGCUGGCCGUGCAGGAGCAGGUGGUGGACGCCGCCCGCGUGCAGUGGCCGAUGCUCUUCUCCCAGCUCUUUGAACUCACCACACUCUCCGGCCCCCGACUGCCCAAGACUCAGCUGAUCUUGGCUGUUAACUGGAAGGGGCUGUACUUCCUGGACCAGAGGGAGAAGAUGCUCCUAGAACUCUCUUUCCCAGAGGUCAUGAGUCUGAUCACCAACAGGGAGGCCCGGGGCGGGCAGAGGCUGGUGCUCUGCACACUGCACGAGGAGGAGUACGAGUUCCUGUCCCCUAGCAGUGUGGCCAUCGCCGAGCUGGUGGCCUUGUUUCUGGAGGGCUUGAAGGAGAGGUCCGUGUUCGCCAUGGCCCUGCAAGACAGGAAGGCCACAGAUGACGCCACCCUCCUGCCCUUCAAGAAGGGGGACUUGCUGAUCCUGACAAAGAAGCAGCGGCUGUUGGCCUCUGAGAACUGGAGCCUGGGCCAGAACGACAGGACGGGCAAGACAGGGCUGGUGCCCACGGCCUGCCUCUACACCAUCCCGACGGUCACCAAGCCCUCAGCACAGCUGCUGAGCUUGCUGGCCAUGUCACCAGAAAAGCGGAAGCUGGCAGCCCAGGAGGGGCGGCCCCCAGAGCUGCCACCUGAGGAGGAGCCCAAGGAGAAGCCGCACACCCUGGAGGAAUUCUCCUACGAGUUUUUCAGGGCCCCGGAGAAGGAGACCAUCAGUAGAGCCAUGUUCCCUCUGGCCCGGACCCGGGGCCGCCUGUGGGCCCACUCUCCUGAGCCGCUGCGGCAGCCUCUGCUCAAGCGCGUCCAUGCCAACGCUGAGCUGCGGGACCUCGCCUGCCAGACCUUCAUUGCCAUCCUCAGGUACAUGGGUGACUACCCCUCCCGGCAGGCCUGGACCUCCCUGGAGCUCAGCGACCAGAUCUUCUCAUUGGCCCUGCAGGACACGGCCCUGCAGGAUGAGGUCUACUGCCAGAUCCUGAAGCAGCUGACACACAAUACCCAGAGGUACAGCGAGGAGCGGGGCUGGCAGCUGCUGUGGCUCUGCACAGGCCUCUUCCCGCCUGGCAAGGCCCUGCUGCCCCACGCCCAGAAGUUCAUAGACACUCGGAGGAGGAAGCUGCUGGCCCCUGACUGCAGCCGCCGUAUCCAGAGGGUGCUGAGGGCGGGGCCCCGGAAGCAGCCCCCACACCAGAGGGAGGUGGAGGCCGUGGAGCAGAACAUCUUCCCCAUCCGCCACAAGAUCUACUUCCCCAACGACACUAUUGAGGUGCUGGAGGUGGGCUCCAACAUGCGCGUGCGAGAAGUAUGCGAGGGCAUCGCCGCCACCCUGCAGCUGGCCUCCUGGGAAGGCUGCAGCCUCUUCAUCAAGAUCGCAGACAAGGUCAUCAGCCAGAAGGAGGGAGACUUCUUCUUCGACUCCUUGCGGCAGGUAUCUGACUGGGUGAGGAAGAACAAGCCCCAGAAAGAAGGGGGCCCCGUGACCCUCCCCUACUGGGUGUACUUCAUGCGGAAACUGUGGCUCAACGUGGCCCCGGGGAAGGACGUGAACGCAGACACCGUACUCCAUUACCACCAGGAGCUGCCCAAGUACCUGCGUGGGUUCCACAAGUGUUCACGGGAAGACGCCAUCCACCUGGCAGGCCUCAUCUACAAGGCCCAGUUUGACAGUGACCGGGCCCAGCUAGCUGGUAUCCCCAAGAUCCUGAGGGAACUCGUGCCCGAGAACCUCACACGCCUGAUGUCCUCGGAGGAAUGGAAAAAGAGCAUCCUUCUGGCCUGUGACAAGCACAGGGACAAGACGGUGGAGGAGGCCAAAGUGGCCUUCCUGAAGUGGAUCUGCCGGUGGCCCACCUUUGGGUCUGCCUUCUUUGAGGUGAAGCAAACCUCAGAGCCCUCCUACCCGGACAUCAUCCUCAUCGCCAUCAACCGGCACGGGGUUCUGCUUAUCCACCCCAAGACCAAGGAGCUGCUCACCACCUACCCCUUCACCAAGAUCGCCAGCUGGAGCAGUGGCAGCACCUACUUCCACAUGGUGCUAGGGAGCCUGGGCCGGGGCAGCCGCCUGCUGUGUGAGACCUCUCUGGGUUACAAGAUGGACGACCUGCUGACCUCGUAUGUGCAGCAGCUCCUGAGCACCAUGAACAAGCAGUGGGGCUCCCGGGCCCCAGCCCUGGCCGAUCUGUAGCAGUGGGGGCUUGCCUGCCACUCAGUCACCCUCCCAGUCUGGGGUCCUGGGGCACUUCCCUGGUGCCCUUCUCUCAGCCCAGGGCCUGCCUCCUGCAGGCAGUCUUUCAUUUUGCCCUCUCCCCAAAACACCCCCACACCCCUCUGCAGCCCAAGUGGGCCCUCUCCCCUAGGUGCUGACCAUGGGGGCCAAAGGAGGGAGCCCAGGGGGAGGCCGGGACUGUCAGGCCUCCAGGCCGAUGGGUGGAUGGCUAAGAUGACCCACCUCCCCAAAAAUGUUCAAUAAAAAUUC
Molecule: messenger RNA, 6858 nt
Organism: Diceros bicornis minor
Lineage: Eukaryota; Metazoa; Chordata; Mammalia; Perissodactyla; Rhinocerotidae
Gene: MYO7B
Product: myosin VIIB
Exons: 47
Coding region: 1-6567 (2188 amino acids)
Cellular component (GO): cytoskeleton; myosin complex
Molecular function (GO): cytoskeletal motor activity; protein binding; ATP binding
Source: RefSeq, a predicted model, not a curated record